This is a messenger RNA of Paramecium tetraurelia, 1104 nucleotides long. RefSeq lists its product as uncharacterized. The record is from RefSeq and is a predicted model, not a curated record. NCBI's taxonomy places the organism in Eukaryota, Ciliophora, Oligohymenophorea, Peniculida, Parameciidae. The transcript has 4 exons. Gene Ontology annotation, molecular function: zinc ion binding; carbonate dehydratase activity.
AUGAAGGAAUUAAAUCAUCUUAAUUCACGAUUACUUGAAGCAGAAGACACUUAAAUAGGUAUCCUGUAUAUUCUUCUGAAUUAAAAAAGCAGAAACUACUAAGAGAUAUUGAAGAUGUAAGAGAAUCUAGAGUAGAGUGAAGAUAACUUAACAACGUGCAACUAUGAUUAAGAAUAGGGAAUCGUAUAAGAAAGGGAUAUUGAUGACUUUGGUUUGAAUAUUAACAAUUGGAAAAGUACUUAUUCUAUACUAUAAAUUUGUUCAUUGAAAGUACAUGAAUUAAAUAUUAUAUUUAUGAUAUUAAGCACAAUUUUCAUUUUAUUUUAUAUCAAUCAAGCUCUUGCGAUAUGUUCAGAUGAUAUCCCCUACUUUACAACCAGAAACCUCAAACCAACCUAAUCCGUAUGUGACAACACAAUGGAGUUCAAUCUAUCCUUUGCAGAUUACCCACUCACCAUUGAAAUUGCCAAACAUCUAUAGACAAUCUAUACAAUUGCUCCCAUUUCAACACUCUCAGCAUCUGAUAUGCAAGGCAAACUGAAUGCCUACACUGCAACUAGUUUUGAGUUUAGAUCCCCAUCUGAACACCAAAUAGAGGGAACUCAAUAUGAUUUGGAGAUGCUAAUUCAUCAUCAAUUGCAAGAUGGCUUAAUUUCUAAUUCGCAAAUGGCCAUAGUAUCUAUCCUUUUCAAAAUUGAUAAAAAGAAAUCACAACCAUUUUUUGAUGAUUACUAUUUCAAGAUCUUGAAAUAUCAGAACACUACGACUCUGACCAUCAAUUUUCACAAUUCCCUUGGCUCAUAGAUCCCCUUGGACUCAACAUUCUAUACUUAUAUGGGUACUUUCAAUUCUCAUCUUUUGGAUUGCGAACAGUUGGUACAAUGGUAUGUAGUAGAUACUCCACUUCCUAUUUCUUAAUAACAAGUUGCUCACUUCAAUUAUUUCUUCCGUAGCAAUUAAACCAACAACACUCAGGAAAAAACAACUGAAGUGAUUGACUUAUUAAAAUUGAAAGGAAAAUACUGUGAAAGCUAUUUGGCCAAAGAUUUUGGUUUGUUCUUGGCAUAUUGUGCUAUGAUUUUCAUAAUUUAUAAAUCAAUUUGA